This is a messenger RNA of Colossoma macropomum (tambaqui), 1418 nucleotides long. RefSeq names its product guanine nucleotide binding protein (G protein), alpha 14a (gene gna14a). Gene Ontology annotation, molecular function: GTPase activity; G-protein beta/gamma-subunit complex binding; G protein-coupled receptor binding. The record is from RefSeq and is a predicted model, not a curated record. Gene Ontology annotation, cellular component: heterotrimeric G-protein complex. The coding region runs from base 336 to 1400 and encodes 354 amino acids. Gene Ontology annotation, biological process: phospholipase C-activating dopamine receptor signaling pathway; adenylate cyclase-modulating G protein-coupled receptor signaling pathway; action potential. The transcript is spliced from 7 exons. NCBI's taxonomy places the organism in Eukaryota, Metazoa, Chordata, Actinopteri, Characiformes, Serrasalmidae.
AGACGAUUCUUAAGCGCGGGAGUUGCAGGGAUAGUCGCUGUGGUCUUCGUGUUCUGUAAAAGCGGGACGAGAAAGAAAACCGAGCAAAAACAGUUCGGAAGGAGCACUUAGGAUGUUAGAAAAGACGAAUUUUCUCUCAGUUAGGACAGUUACUCGUCAUUUACACUGAAAAAAGUAAGUUCAUGACAGGCCGGACCCCCCUGUGAGGAGCUUAUAGCUACAUGACUUCGUAGCUCGGUGAGGGAAACGACGGUUGGCCAACGCACUUUUAAAGUAGAGUCCGAGUGACUGUUUUUAACGAAGACUGGUACCAGGGUUCAAAACACUGGGCGACCAUGGCUGGGUGCUGUAUGUCGGCUGAGGAGAAAGAGUGUCAGAGGAUUAAUCAAGAGAUAGACAAGCAGCUUCGACGAGACAAGAAAGACUCUCGGAGAGAGCUGAAGUUGCUUCUGUUAGGCACGGGGGAGAGUGGGAAGAGCACCUUUAUCAAACAGAUGCGCAUCAUUCAUGGCUCUGGCUACACUGAAGAGGACAAAAAAAGCUUCACGAAGCUGGUGUUCCAGAACAUUGUUACCGCCAUGCAGUCCAUGAUCAGAGCUAUGGAGAUGCUGAAGAUAUCGUUCUCUAAUUCCGAGAAUCAGGUUUAUGCUAAUUUGUUGAACGAGUUGGAGGUUGAUAAGGUGAUGGAGUUGGACAAAAGCUAUGUGGAGGCCAUCCGCAGUCUGUGGAGCGACCAAGGAAUUCAGGAAUGUUACGACCGUCGCCGAGAAUAUCAACUAUCUGACUCUGCCAAAUAUUACCUGAGUGACCUGGAGCGGAUUGCAAAUCCAGGGUAUGUACCCACUGAACAGGACAUCCUGAGGGUACGAGUCCCCACCACAGGCAUCAUUGAAUACCCGUUCGACCUGGAAAAUGUUAUUUUCAGGAUGGUUGAUGUUGGAGGUCAGAGGUCAGAGCGCAGGAAGUGGAUCCACUGCUUUGAGAACGUGACUUCCAUCAUCUUCUUGGUGGCACUGAGCGAGUACGACCAAGUCCUUGCAGAGUGUGACAAUGAGAACCGUAUGGAGGAGAGUAAAGCUCUUUUUAAGACCAUCAUCACGUAUCCAUGGUUCCAGCAGUCCUCGGUCAUUCUCUUCCUGAAUAAGACAGAUAUUCUGGCGGAGAAGAUCACCUAUUCCCACCUUGCCAACUACUUUCCAGAGUUUACAGGUCCUCAGCAUGAUGCCAAAGCAGCACAGGAAUUUAUUUUGAAGAUGUACCAGGAGCAGAACCCAGACCGAGAGAAGACCAUCUACUCCCACUUCACCUGCGCUACCGACACAGAGAACAUCCGCUUCGUCUUUGCUGCAGUGAAGGACACCAUCCUCAGACACAAUUUGAAAGAGUUCAAUCUAGUCUAAACCAGGUUUGAACCUCCA